AUGUGCUUCCACUUGUGGAUCGCUGGUCUUCUGCUGUCAGCACUGGCUGGUAAGGGGUAGAGAUGCUUGUGGUUUGUGCCUCUGCAAGAUUCUGUCCUGGAUUCAGGGGCCUCUGAUUUUCGGGAGUGAGACCCAGACCUUUACACGUAUUUCAAAAUAUUUGCAGGAUUUUGCAGGCUGGAAGAGAGGGGAAAUUGAGGUUUCCUGACCAUGCCCUGCUCUCUUUAGUCUUAGGUUUGUCCGCUGGUUCACAGGUGGCCAGGGAUGAGAGAGUCUCCCAUCUGAGACCCUGGACAAUGGCUGUCAGUCAGAGUAAACAAUACAGUGGUACCUUGGUUCUCAAACGCUGAAAACCUGGAAAUAAGUGUUCCAGUUUUCAAACGUUUUUCGGAAGCCGAACGUCUGAUGUGGCUGUCGGCUAUUGUUUCUGGGGCGCCUGCACCAAUCACCUUGGUUUUCAAACAUUUCGAAAGUCAAGCAGACUUCCAGAACAGAUUAAGUUUGGCACGUUUGUUUUUGCUAUUUAUUUUGCUUUUUGUUUUUGAGGCUUUUUCGGUUAAUUUGUUUUUGUGACUGUGCGGAACCCACUUCAGCUACUGAUUGAUUGAUUGAUUGAUUGUGUGACUGUGGAAAUGGAUAAAAGCCCCCCAUUCAAACAAUGACCAUCAUCAGUGCAGGUAAGAAUUUUUUUUUUUUUAUCAUCAACAAUACUCUCUUAUUUAUUUUAUAGUGCAGUACACUGAUUAUUGCUCUCAUUUUAUGGAUCAAUGGUCUCAUUAGAUAGUAAAAUUCAUGUUAAAUUGCUGUUUUAGGGGUUGUUUUUAAAAGUCUGGAACGGAUUAAUCCAUUUUGAAUUGCUUUCUGUGGGAAAGUGUGCCUUGGUUUUGGAACGCUUUGGUUCUGGAACAGACUUCUGGAACGGAUUAAGUCUGAGAACCGAGGUACCACUGUACUGGGUGAGGGGGGCUCAUGAGCCUGAUUCAGUGCAAAAUAGCUUCAUACAUUAACUCAGGGCUGAGGAACUCCAGGCAAAGGUACUAAGUGUGGGUUGCAGCCUUCUGCACGCAGAGGAGAUGCUCUGCCCCAGGGGUCAGCGAACUUACCGCACCUAAAGGCCGGUGUCUCCAGCGCCGAUCGCUCGGUGGGCCGGAGGACGGGGGAGCGCAUGCCCAUAUGCGUGCGCACACGCUAUUUCCAGCGCACUUCCGGGUCGGAGGAGCACUGGAAAUAGCUUGUGCGCAUGUGCAUGGGCCUCCUCCAAUCCAGAUGUGCACUGGAAAGAACAUUUGACCAUGCGCAAAUAACGCUUGCGCAUGCGCACAAGCUAUUUCCGGUGCUCCUCGGACCCAGAAGUGGGCAGCUGCGCAGUGCAGCGCCGGUAAGAGCGGGAGGCGGGGUUUGCCGCGGGCCAGAUAAACAAGUCCCUCGGGCCUUAUCCAGCCCAUGGGCCUUAGUUUGGGGACCCCUGCUCUAACCACUCAGCAACAGCCCAUCCCUCACUCUCCUCCAUUUCCAGGUUGCAAAGGAAUAUUACACAGGGUUUUGCAUGUAGCUGAACAGAAAGCCAAAGGGGGAGCCCUCCUUUCUGGAGUUUACGCUGCCUUGGGAGACAUCUGGAGGCAGAGUUUUAGGCGGAAGCAGGAGGGGCCAAGAGCUAGACUUGGCAACGUCCCCUGCAUGCUCUCUGCUUGUACGCUGGUUUUGACCUUUAAAGCCCUUCACGGCCUAGGACCCUCGUACCUACAGGACUGCCUCUCCCGGUAUGCCCCACGGAGAGCCUCAAGGUCCAUAAAUAGCAACACCCUAGAGGUCCCGGGCCCAAAGGAAAUUAGAUUAGCCUCAACCAGAGCCAGGGCCUUUUCAGCACUGGCUCCGUCCUGGUGGAACGCUCUGUCUCAUGAGACCAGGGCCCUGCGGGAUCUGAUUUCUUUCUGCAGGGCCUGUAAGACAGAGUUGUUCCGCCUGGCCUUUGGCUUGGAAACAAUUAGAUUCCCUCCCCCUCUUUCUUUUUUCCUUUCUCCUCCUGUGAAGAGGCUGCAUCUUAAUGUUUUAAGUUGUAUUUUAAUCAACUUGUUUUUAUUAUUGGUUGUUAGCUGCCCUGAGCCCAGUCUGGGCUGGGGAGGGCGGGGUAUAAAUAAAAUUUAUUAUUAUUAUUAUUAUUAUUAUUAUUAUUAUAAUAAUAAUAAUAAUAAAAAAUCUGGAAACUCUUCGAGUCUCCGAUUCUCCCUUCUGACCUGCUGAUGAUCCAGCCCUGACGCUCAGGGGUAGAUCAUCUGCUUUGUAUGCAGAAUCAUAGAAUCAUAGAAUCAUAGAAUCAUAGAGUUGGAAGAGACCACAAGGGCCAUCGAGUCCAACUCCCUGCCAAGCAGGAAACACCAUCAGAGCACUCCUGACAUAUGGUUGUCAAGCCUCUGCUUAAAGACCUCCAAAGAAGGAGACUCCACCACACUCCUUGGCAGCAAAUUCCACUGUCGAACAGCUCUCACUGUCAGGAAGUUCUUCCUAAUGUUUAGGUGGAAUCUUCUUUCUUGUAGUUUGGAUCCAUUGCUCCGUGUCCGCUUCUCUGGAGCAGCAGAAAACAACCUUUCUCCCUCCUCUAUGUGACAUCCUUUUAUAUAUUUGAACAUGGCUAUCAUAUCACCCCUUAACCUCCUCUUCUCCAGGCUAAACAUGCCCAGCUACCUUAGCCGUUCCUCAUAAGGCAUCGUUUCCAGGCCUUUGACCAUUUUGGUUGCCCUCCUCUGGACACGUUCCAGUUUGUCAAUGUCCUUCUUGAACUGUGGUGCCCAGAACUGGACACAGUACUCCAGGUGAGGUCUGACCAGAGCAGAAUACAGUGGCACUAUUACUUCCCUUGAUCUAGAUGCUAUACUCCUAUUGAUGCAGCCCAGAAUUGCAUUGGCUUUUUAGCUGCCGCGUCACACUGUUGGCUCAUGUCAAGUUUGUGGUCAACCAAGACUCCUAGAUCCUUUUCACAUGUACUGCUCUCAAGCCAGGUGUCCCCCAUCUUGUAUUUGUGCCUCUCAUUUUUUUGCCCAAGUGCAAUACUUUACAUUUCUCCCUGCUAAAAUUCAUCUUGUUUGUUUUGGCCCAGUUCUCUAAUCUGUCAAGGUCGUUUUGAAGUGUGAUCCUGUCCUCUGGGGUGUUAGCCACCCCUCCCAGUUUGGUGUCAUCUGCAAAUUUGAUCAGGAUGCCCUUGAGUCCAUCAUCCAAGUCGUUGAUAAAGAUGUUGAAUAAGACCGGGCCCAAGACAGAACCCUGUGGCACCCCACUAGUCACUCUUCUCCAGGAUGAAGAGGAACCAUUGAUGAGCACCCUUUGGGUUCGGUCAGUCAGCCAGUUACAAAUCCACUGAGUGGUAGCAUAGUCAAGACCACAUUUUACCAGCUUCUUUACAAGAAUAUCAUGAGGCACCUUGUCAAAUGCCUUGCUGAAAUCAAGGUAGGCUACAUCCACUGCGUUCCCUUCAUCUACCAGGCUUGUAAUUCUGUCAAAAAACGAGAUCAGGUUAGUCUGACAUGACUUAUUUUUCAGAAAUCCAUGCUGACUAUUGGUGAUCACAGCAUUCCUUUCUAGGUGCUCACAGACUGUUUGCUUAAUGAUCUGCUCCAUUAAUGAAGGCCCCUAGUCCAAUCCCUGGAGAUCUCCAGAUAGGGCUGGGGGAGAUGGCCUUCCUACAACCCUGGAGAGAUGCUGCCAGUCCGUGCAGGCAGCACUGAACCAGGUGGACCAAUGGUCUGAGUCAGCAGAAGGCAGCUUCUGGUAUUCAGUUAGCUGUAUGACUGGGUUUUUAUGUAAAUUUGGGAUCUGUCCGGGAUUCACACACACGGGAGUAGCCGUCCUCUGCAAUGAGGUUCAGUCCUCAGAUAGAGAACUGUUCCCCAUCAUUUUCUUUCAUGAUGCUCAGCAUCUUGAUAGACAGUGCACUGCUCAGGUUCCUUUUGCAGCGACUGGAUUCAUAAAAUCAGAGCAAGGGUGACAUCUAGUGUGCGAAUGGAGGAACUUCCAGUCUCCCUCUCUUCCCGCUACAUAAUAAGGCGACUGGGGGAAGUCAAACUCGGAAUUGCUUAGAAACAGUAACAAGCCUGUUUAGUAAUAAGCACUAUGGUUAGUCAGACGCCUGUGCUUCCUUCCUCGCAAUCCUGCUCACCAGGCAACCUGAAAGGGUUCCCUGUAAUUUCAGAUUAAUCAAUCACGGUUCCUUAGAGAAAUAUUUCUGUAUUUGGAUGUAUUUACAUAGGCAGUUAAGGGAUGCGGGUGGCGCUGUGGGUUAAACCACAGAGCCUAGGGCUUGCCGAUCAGAAGGCUGGCGGUUCGAAUCCCUGCAACGGGGUAAGCUCCCGUUGUUCGGUCCCAGCUCCUGCCAACCUAGCAGUUCGAAAGCACAAAAGUGCAAAUAGAUAAAUAGGUACCGCUCUGGUGGGAAGGUAAACGGCGUUUCCGUGCGCUGCUCUGGUUUGCCAGAAGCGGCUUAGUCAUGCUGGCCACAUGGCCCGGAAGCUGUAUGCCGGCUCCCUCAGCCAAUAAAGCGAGAUGAGCACCGUAACCCCAGAGUUGGUCACGACUGGCCCUAACGGUCAGGGGUCCCUUUACCUUUACAUAGGCAGUUGCUUCUGAACUUACCAGUUUUGCUGGAGAACAUACCUCUGCUUUGGGUCACGCAGUGCAUGAUUAAACUAUGGAAUUAAUUAUCACAAGGUGCAUUUCCCUCUCCAAUGCAGCAAUAUCGGUCUUUUGGCCGUAGUAAGGGCACAGAGAAUCCAUUUACGUUGUCCAGUUGUCAAAUCCCAUAUAGAGGGUAUAUAGUUCAAAAUAAGAAUAUCCUCUGAAAAUAUUAGCUUUUUCGCACAGUCAUAUUUAUAUAAUCCACUACAUUCUCCCAAGACUUAGUAAGUGCAGGACAUUGUAAAAACCUGUUUUAAAAAAGCAUUCUUAUUACAGCUCCAAUAAAAUGCUGUUUUUCUAUACAAACCUAGUGGAGUCCAAUAAUUCUACAAAUUGUUUUUUGUUGUAGAAGUUAUAAUUUAAGGUCCAAUUAAAACCAUCGCCCAUUGUCUAGGCAAUCCUGGUUGACAGGUAAAGUAUACAUCCUUUGCUCCACCCACUUUCACCUCCGGCCCUGCCCACUCCCGGCAUGUGGCCCCCAAAAGGUUGCCCAGAAAGAAAUGCAUUCUUUGUCCUGAAAAAGGUUCCUAGCCUCUGCUGCAGUGCUUUUACUUAGAUGGCACGAUUACAUGAAUUCCCAGAGGAUAGCUCCGUUGGUUAGAACAUGGUGCUGAUAAUGCCAAGAUUGCAGGUUCGAUCCCCAUACAGGACAGCUGCAUGUUCCUACAUUGCAGGGGGUUGGACUGGAUGACCCUCAGGGUCUCUUUCAAGUCUGCAAUUCUAGGAUUCUAAGUCAGUGUAUGGCUUUUAACUGCGAUGGCUGAAUAGAGACUCCGUGUUCAAAGGCAGUGUACCACUGAACACCAGUUUCUCUGUGUGAGUGUGCAUAGAGGACAAGGUGGGAUUCCUAGAGGACUCUGCCUGCCCCCUGUGGGAAAUGGGAUGGUGCACUUGGACAGGCCUUCCAUCUGACCCAGCAUAUCUAUUCCUUAGUUGUUGUCUGACACUGUCCUUUAUUCAGGCUUCCUCUCCAUCUGGUACAGAAAAGAGAAGGCAGAUACAUCCUCUCUUUUAAUGCUAUUGUCUGUCUAGUCCCCAUGCUGAUUCGUUUAAAAAAAAAAAAAAAUCAGGAAAAAGUUGCAACACCUCCUGCUGGACAGCAGGGGGCAGCAGUGCUCCGCCAUGGCUCCUGGCUCCUUUUGCUCCCAGUGCUGUGUUCUGGAGCUGAAAGGGUCAUACUGUUUGCUCAUUAUCAAUGCAAGCAGGUUUGGGAAGCCCAGAUGAUAAGACCCCCUCUUGGGCUUACUGGUGUGGUCCAAAGGAAUGCAGAGCAAUGCAUCUGGCACCAGUUUGGCUGCAGAAGUUGCCGGAAGGAGGCGUACGAGGCACCAUCCAACUGUUUUAGAGACUCCACUAUGGAUUUGUGUAGGUCUUAAUCCUUACCCUUUUCUUCUCCUGAAUAUAUCUCACAAAGCAGCGGAGGUUUAGGACCAGAGUUUUCCUUCUCGUAGAUGGACUACCUUUCCAGGUUCAGCCCCUCACUUGCCCCUGCAGCAUGUGCAGAAACUGCCUUCUUGACCGUUGGACCCACUAAUGAUCUUGUCCGCUUAAUCCACUAGAGCAGGCACCCCCAAACUUAGCCCUCCAGAUGUUUUGGGACUACAAUUCCCAUCAUCCCUGACCACUGGUACUGUUAGCUAGGGAUGAUGGGAGUUGUAGUCCCAAAACAUCUGCAGGGCUGAGUUUGGGUAUGCCUGCACUAGAGCCUGUCUUCGCAUUCAGAAGAAGUCCCUCUCUCACCAAGGGCUGGAGACCCAUUGGCCACCCUUAGCUGAUUUUGCCAUCCAGUCGAAGCCGUUUCCUGGCUGUGGCCGCUGUCGCAUGCUGACAGCUUCUGGAAGCCACAGGCAAGAGCUGAGUGCAGGGUGGGGGAGCAAAGGUGGACAAACCACCCCAGAAGGAGCGCGAUUGGGCUCCUUUGCUCUCCUUUGCCCCUCACCCUGCCAAGUGAGGAUAAUAAUAAUAAUAAUAAUAAUAAUAAUUUAUUUAUACCCCACCCAUCUGGGUGGCUCCCAACAGAAUAUUAAAAACACAGUAAAACAUCAAACCUUAAAAACUUCCCUAAACAGGGCUGCAUUCAGAUGUCUUUUAAAAGUAGGAUAGUUGUUUAUUUCCUUGACAUCUGAUGGGAGGGCAUUCCACAGGGCGGGCACCACCACCAAGAGGCCCUCAGCCUGGUUCCCUGUAACGUCACUUCUUGCAGGGAGGGAACUGCCAGAAGGCCCUCGGCGCUGGGCCUCAGUGUCCAGGCUGAAUGAUGGGGGUAGAGACGCUUCUUCAGGUACAACUUUGGCUUGCGGAGUGAGUGCAAGCUGUGGUUGGCAUCCAACAGCAUACUGUGGUUUGCGCAAACCAGGACGUAGCCAAUACAGGCAAUUCAGCCAAGAGACAAGGCCGUGAGCGAGAGCACGAGGCUUGUUCUACGGCUUGGUGUUUGUGUGACCUUCCCUUUUGCUGACGAAAUCUCACUGCUGUUUGCCUUCUCUCCCCGCUUGCCUCCUCGCAACCAGGAGCUGUUGAAAUCGUGGUCCCCGACGAUCCUGUGGUCACCCUCUUUGGCCACGACGCGACUUUGUGCUGCUCCUUCUCCCCGGACGCCAACUUCAGCCUGGACGAGCUCAGCCUCAUCUGGCAGCUGACGGACACCAAGCGGCUGGUGCACAGCUUUGCGGGAGGCCAGGACCAACUGGCCAACCAAGGGAGGAGCUACACCAACCGCACGGCUCUCUUCUACGACCAGCUGCCCAGGGGCAACGUCUCUCUGCUGCUGCGGCGCGUCCGGAUUGCGGAUGAGGGAAGCUUCACGUGCUUCGUCAAAGUCCAGGGCUACAGCAGCGCGGCUGUCACGCUGCAGGUGGCAGGUGAGAGGGAGGGCAGCAGGGCUCCCCAGGGGCCAUCGGAUACCCUCCCUCAGGGAGUCCCUAGGCCAGCGGUUCUCAAGCCUUCCCCCCGGGUACACCCUUUGAGAAUAAAAAUUUGCUCAUGACGCAACAACAUUUCUAUCGAUAAGAAAUGCUUGUAAAACAAGCAGAAACAGCCUCUAGCAAUGCUCAGUUUGUAACACAGAACACAACUACUUUAUAAUAUGAUCAUGGGACAUGUAGAAAGUAUAAAACCAUACAGCUACAUAUUCUGCAAAUAAAAAAUAAUAUUAUUUUGAUACUAUACUGUACUAUGCCCAGUAUACCUGAAGGAGUGUCUCCACCCCCAUCGUUCUGCCCGGACACUGAGGACCUCCUACGAGGGCCUUCUAGCGGUUCCCUCACUGUGAGAAGUGAGGUUACAGAGAACCAGGCAGAGGGCCUUCUUUUUUUUAAAAAAAAUAAUUUUUAUUUACAGGCCAAUCAAAUCACAUUAAUUCCAAAUCACAUUAGUUCCAAAUUAUACAGCCAAAUUUUUAAAAUUUUGUUGGGGGUACCCAUACUUCGAGCUCCGAAAGGGAUCCAAACAUCACUCUUGCUGCUGCUUUAAUUACACAGUUCUGUCCAGUUCUGUCCAGAUAGUCUUUUUGUUAUUUUCCUCAUCUUCUUGUUGUUAUCAUAUAUUCCUUUCUUUGUGAUCUCCGAUAAUCUUCACAAGCCGGUUGAAAACAAGCAUAUCCUGUGUGGAUUUUACACUCUCCAAGAGCCAUAUCACAUAAAGGACAGACGCCAUUUCCACACCUCCGUAAAGAACCUUCCCACAGUCUGUCCGUUGAUAUCCACAGGCCUGCCAGUCUGUAUCUCAGGGGGCCCUGCCAGGUCAAAUUCACAUUCCGAUAACCAUACAUUCACAUUCCGAUAACCAUGGGCCUUCUUGGUGGUGGCUCCCGCCCUGUGGAACGCCCUCCCAUCAGAUGUCAAGGAAAUAAGCAACUAUCUGACUUUUAGAAGACAACCCUGUUUAGGGAAGUUUUUAAUGUUUGAUGUCUUAUUGUGUUUUCAAUAUUCUGUUGGGAGCCACCCAGAGUGGCUUGGGAAACCCAGCCAGAUGGGCGGGGUAUAAAUAAUAAAUUAUUAUUAUUAUUAUUAUUAUUAUUAUUAUUAUUAUUAUUAUGCUAUACCACACUGAAAUGUUUAAAUGUUGAUUGUCCUGGACUGGGCAGAGGAGGAAUGGUGGAGACCACCUCCUCAUCCUGACCCUUCUAGGGAGCAGGAAGAAGAAGACAGUAUAAAUUGACAACAGGGGGUUGAGGGAUGUAGCAGCUCAGAGGCAGAUGAGGGGAAAAGCUGGGAAAUCAUGGGAGAGCCAGAACAAAACCCAGCUCACACGUUGUCAUUAGAAAGCAUUCCAUACCCUCCACCUCCCAGAAGCUGACGAGCCUUAAAAGUAGGAGAGCAAAGAGCUCAAAGACAGAGGGAACGUAGCAACACCUAUAGAAGUGAUGAAUGAGGAAGUGGGAGAGACAGGGGUGGAGAUUCACUCGGGACAAUGCCAUUAUCCAAGAGGCUGGGUUCUAUAGCCUCUCUCUGUAAAGAUUGAAAUAAAAAAGGACGGUAAGAAACUUUUCCUUGUCUUUAUACUUUCCUGGGCAACCAGUUGGGAGCCGCUGACAGCAUCCUGACAGGUACAUCACGCACUUUGAGAACCAUUGCUAAAGGCUGAGUCCUGGUCCACCUCCCUCAUCUUGCAUUUACUCCCUUACAUUUCUUCAUCAAUUUGCAAUUCUUUAAACAGAAAAAAGAUCACAAAGAUUCCUUAGCAUUCCAGUGAAAUUUCUUUGCUAAUAUAUGCAUUUUUUUGCAAGCAAUAUAAUGCAUUUCGAAUACAGUGGUACCUCGGGAUGCGAACGGGAUCCGUUCCGGAGCCCCGUUCACAUCCUGAAUAGAACGUAAGACACGCGUGCACGGGUCGCAUUUUGCCGCUUCUGCGCAUGCGCAUGACGUCAUUUUUGAGCGCCUGCGCAUGCACGAGCGGAGUGCAAUCUGAAAGCGCUCAACCUAAAGCACAUUCAACCCAAGGUAUGACUGUAAUGUGAGGGUUUUUUUAAUGUUACCUUUGUUGAUAUAUGAUAAGGGAUGUACUUAUUAAAUUUGCGGGCUGAACAGCAUUCCACCUGCUCCUCAUCUUCCAGCCUUCUACUCCAAGCCCAACUUGAACCUGGAGCCCAACAAGAACCUGAAGCCAGGAGACCUGGUCACUGUGAUAUGCCACACCUUUUCCGGCUACCCUGAGGCGACGGUGCUGUGGCAAGAUGGCCGUGGCAACAACAUAACGGAGAACAUCACCACCUCCCAGGUGGCCAACGAGGAGGGCCUCUUCGACGUGCGGAGCAUCCUGCGGGUGGUGCUGGAGCCCAACAGCACCUACAGCUGCUUAGUGAGGAACCCUUUGCUGCGGCAGGAGACCCACGCCUCUGUCACCAUCACAGGUCAGCUGGGUGGGAGCAGGGAGCGGAGAUGGCUGGGGGCUGGCAUGCCACUGGGGGGCUCUGUGUGAGAAAGGUCUGGCUGUUGCUCAGGAAAGGCAUAGGAUCAAGACCAGGUGGGGAAAGGGAAGCAAAGAACCUAGAAUUCUAGAGUUGGAAGGUUUGCCUCUUGCCAGGCCUCUGCAAUGCAGGAAUCGCAGCUCAGGAAUCCCUAUAUAUAAAAUUAAUUUUUCUGUUUUACAAUUCAAAAUACUCAGUUUACAUUCUUAAGAUAUCCAUGACUUCCCUUCUUCUCUUUCCAUGGUUCAUUUUACAUAUCAUAAACCCUGCAUAUUUUACAGAAAAUAUACCAUUCAGUAUUCCAUUAUUACAUCCAUCAAAACUUAUUUACACUGUUGAAUUUAUCUUAAUGCUGCCAGCGUUUUCAGCUGUACACAAUUAUUUCCCAUAUAUUCAAUAAACGUUUUCCGAUCUUCUUCAAUUCACUUUCAAUAUAAUAUUAUUAUUUUUACAUUUUGACUUCCCAUCCUUAGAUCCGUGAUGUUCCUCUUGUUUUCCUUUAUCUGCUGCCACAGCUGCCAUUUAUUGUAUUAUAACUUAUGUCACAGUCAUUUAUUUGUUCUCCUUCCUAUUAUUCAAAUCCUGCUUGUGAUUACAUUUGAGUAUAGCUUUUUUCUCACAUAGUCAGAAAAGAACCUCCAGCAAAGUUCUCAUCUUUUUGAUCUCUUAUUUUUGCCGUCAGCUUUGCCAUCCCUGCAGAGUCUAUUAUUUUUCACUUGAAAACCCAUAUUUCUUUCGUUGGGACUUCUUUAGAAACCUCAAUGAAUGAGCUUCAAAACCUUCUAUGAAAGACAGCCCACCAGCUUCCGAGGUGGUCAGUACCACUGUUGGACAGCUCUUAUUGUCAGAAAGUUCUUCCUAAUGUUUGGUUGGCUAGUGGCCCAUCUAGUCUCACGCCCUGUUUGGAUAGACAGGUGCUUGUAAAGAAACUGGCCAAAUCUGCAAACAUAAAAUUUAUAGCAAGUGCUCUGCAUAGUUCUGUCUCUGCCCCUAUCCACCACCUGCUUGUGGCUGUCAGGAGCUCAGCCUACACUCGAGUAGGACCCUGGUAGAGACACAUGCCUGACUGGCAUGUUCUCUCCCUCCUGGUCGAUCGUUCGGGAGCUUCAAAAGCUUUGUUCAGUCCGAACAUCACAGCGACCGAUGCCACACUUAGGGAUCCGUAGAGUUUGCGCAUCAUGCGUGACAGACCUCAGCAGCUAAGCAUUUGGGCUAAUCUACUUUAUUUACAUAUAAACACACGCGGAGAACUGCAACAUGGCUCCCUCUCUUUCUAGCAUCAGACAGCAAAGAGAAAAAGAACAAAGGACAAUAGUCCCACUUCAUGGAACACAGUAACACAAACAUCCUGCCUCCGUCACUUCCCACUCUGUGGAGUCAAAACAUAUACCGUCAUGUGAUAGACAAAAAUCCCAUGACUGCAAUCGUGGAGCAGGAAUUCUAACAGUGGCCCCUGGAAAGUUAUCUAGAAGAGAGUGUAGCCCCUGGACUGAAAAGGUUUCCCCACCCCAACUUUCACCCUGCCUUUGAUUUGAAAGCUGAAGAGGUGACCUCUCUCCCUGACUUCCUUGCACCCGGGCACAGGAGGGAUUUUUUUUUUUUGGGGGGGGUGUCUUUUGUGUUCCCUCCCAUGAUCCAAGACAGAAUUUCUGAACAGGUCCCUGCCCUGUUGCCUGAUCCAAGCCCUCGUUGAUCUGCAUUAUUUGGGCUGUGGUUAACUCGGUGCUCAAAAUAUCCUGGCUGGCUGUUGGCAGGCACUCGGGAGCGGAUGUUUGAUGGCUCUUGCAGGGCUCUGGGAUGCUGCUGCUGCUGCCUGGUGACAAGCUCCAGGAAUACGAGCACGGGAGAGGGAGAUGCUGAAACAACUCAUAAAUAACGGCAGCAGGGACACUUUAUUAAGCGCUGUUUAUUGUACAGGACGCUCCUUCGGCAGGGCUGCUUCUCUGGCCGUUAAUGUCUUGAUUCUGUGUAAGAGUUUUCGGUGCUGUUUAUUCCAGCCAGCCUUAGUGGGGAGGGAGGCUCCUAGAACUUUUGCAGUGAAAGGGAUGGUUUGAAGGUGGGAGAAAGUGGAGAGGAGAAAGGGCUGAGCGCAGGGUAUCUCGUAGUUCUGGACCAAACACUGUCAUCCGGGUGCAUAUGGAAGGAGUGGGGUCAUCGGUUGUUCGACUUUCUAUUCUUCUCAGGGAUGAGACCCUUGGCUUUGCUGGCUGGGGCUGACAGAAGUUGGAAUCUAUCUGUAGAUAUGGGUUAUAUGUUGGUAAAUUGUCUGAAACUGGUAUGGUGUUCAUGUCAUGAUACCAAUUUCAGACAUUUUGAGCUGGCAGUGCAUUGUGGUGGCCGGGGAGCCGUGAUGUAUUCCAAGCUCAAAUUGCCUGCAGACAGCAAAGGCGCAGGCAGGCAGGCAGGCAGAGGUGCGAGCCAGGGAGGGCUUGCUCAGUAGGGCUUGGCAAUGUAUCUUGACUGCUUCUUCCUCCCCUAUGUUGGGGUGGAAGAAGCAGCCAAGAUACAUCGCAGACAUCACAACAUAUUAGCAUAUCUCGGUGUUUAGCUGCUGAUAUAUCGAUGCUGAAAACCAGAUAUCGCCCAGCCCUAACCAUCUGGGGGACCAUGGAUUUCUCACCACUGGUGGACAACAAACUAAGGUGCAUGCACACUGCUCAUUUCCAUUAGUCCAGCCAGAAUACUGGGCCUGAGGCAGCUGCCUCACUUUGUCUAAUGAUAGAGCUGGUCCUGCUUUGAGAGCUGGUGGGAGGGAGCAAGGUUUCAGAAACUGAGCAUGACCACUGAGAAGGCCCUAUCCUUAACCCUUGUCCCCACCCUGUUUUUGUGGUUCUGCCAACCUCUGAAUUGCUUCAAGGAUGCUGAUAAACCACCACCACUUCCACCAGACUAUUUCUUAUCAGUCUUGGUUUUAUAUACCGGUAUAUAAAAGAUUUCUUUGUUUACAAAUUAUCAGUCUUGUUUUGACUACAGCCUUGUUGGAACUCACUGCUGGCGAUUGCUGUUAGAAGGACUGAUGGCCAGGACUUUGAAUUGGGCAUCAUCAUCAUCAUCAAUUGAAUUUGCUAGUUGCUUUAUCUUGCCCAGGGCAACCCAAAGUGACUUCCAACCAACCAAGACAACCCCCCCCUCAACUGCCACAUAAAUACAUUAAAACCAAGGUGAGAAUGAAAUACUUUAAGCAGACCCUGUCCACUUCAAAAAGCCCACAGAUAGUUAAAGGCCAAAGCCUGGUUAUAAAGGAUAGUUUUUGCCUGGUGCCUAAAUAUAUAUAAUGACGGUGCCAGGCGAGCCUCCCUGGAGAGAGCAUGCCACAGACGGGGAGCCACUGCAGAUAAGGCCCAUUCUCAUGUUGCCACCCUCUGGACCUCUCAUGGAGGAGGCAAGUGAAGAUGAUCCUCAGAUGACGAUCGUAGGGUCCUAGUCGGUUCAUAUGGGGAGAGGUGGUCCUUGAGGUAUCGUGAUCCUGAAAUGGAUUAGAAGCCAGCAAACCUGUUCCAUGUUGUUGGCUGCAUGGAAUUAUCUCAGGAGUUCAGAACUUCCAAAAGAGAGGCUUUCCCCUCUGGCUCUAUUAGCACAGCAUAUGGAGGAACUAUGCACCAGCUUGAGGAUGAUUCCUGAAUCUAGCUGCAGUCGCCGCUGAGACUCGCUCUGUUCUUCCCCCCUCUUGACAAAUAUAACUUGUAAGUUCUGAGAGACAGGGGCCUGUCUCUUUUGCUUAUGCUGAGCACUCUGUUCAUUGAUGCUCUCUCUAUUCCCUAACCUAGUGCCUUCCAUAUGUUAACUGAGCUACAACCUCAUCAUCCCUGACUGUUGUCCAUGCCGGUUGGGGCUGAUGGGAGUUGAAAUCCAACAAUAUCCAGAUGGCGCCAGCUUGGGGGAGCCUGCCUUCUUUUAGUGAUAGAAUCAUAGAAUUGUAGUCUUGGAAGGGAUCCUGAGGGUCAUCUAGUCCAACCCCCUACAAUACAGGAAUCUCAGCUGAAGCAUCCAUGACAGAUCACCAUCCAACCUCUGCUUUAAAACUUCAAAGGAAAGAGAUUCCACAACCUCUGGUGGGAGACCUUUCCUUGGCUCAGAUCGCAGCUGACGGCUUAGUAUAGCAUCUUGGAUUUUAGACAGAUGUUGUCUACCCCUUAUAAAACUUUCCAGAGGCCAAGCAUGCCUGUGCUUGUCUUCUCUUUUAAAAAGGGUCUCCUUUAUAAUAUUGCCCUGUGCUAAACCUUCUUGGGUUUCAGGUUAGGAUCAAUAUGGCAGUUAAGUCCUGCCUAUGUUUGCUUAGAACAGCCUUCCCCCAACUUUUGACAACUCCCACCAUCCUUGACUGUUGGCCAUACAUGGGAGUUGGAGUCAAAAACAUCUGGAGGGUCUGGCUGGGGAAGCAGGUCUUACAGUUUUCCAGGUAAAUAUGUUUAGGAUUGAAGUUUUUGCAAUAGAAAACGUGGAUCGGUGGGAUUUACUCCUUGGUAGGUAUAUAUAGGAUUGCAGCCUUACAUCUUUGAUAGAAGUUUGAUCUCCCUGUGAAAUUCUGUUCACAUGACUUCCCCCUGGUUCUUCCUUGUGGCUUCCAGUUGUUGUCACACCAUCUCAACUUUUAUAGACACCCUGAAGCUCUUUGUAACCUUGUUCACUUGCAGGUAACAUUAAUUAGUGUUUAAUUAUCCUUGGCACAGCAAUUGCUGGCUUGUGAAGGAGGGUCCCUCAAGGAACAUAAACCUUUUGGCUAAAUGCAUGGCGCCACUUGAAUGGCGAUGGAGAAUGGCUGGGCCUUGCGACACCUGGCAAAACACCUUUUCUUGGGUGCAGCCUAAACAGUAUGGCGGCCACGGCUGUUAAAGAGAUGCUUAUGGUAGCCCUGUAUCACAAAGGUGCAAUUGUGUGUGUGUAUGUGUGUGUUUGCAUUUGUCCUGGAACUCUAUGAAAUUCUGUACCUCUCACAUUCUGCAACCUGAAAACUCCAAUUCUGCAAUGGGAAUACGUUUUACGUAAACUUAGCAGCAUCACAGAUUUGUUUAAUCUCUCUGUGUUUUUUAAAAAUUCUGUGGUUUUUAGUUUAGCUGCCUUCUAAAUAUCUGAACCAGGAGAUGGUGGGGCUGAACACCCCGGUAUCUGAGCCAUGGCCUGCCUUAGGGGCUGCUGGUGAAAAAGGAAGGGCACUCUUUACAUAUUUAAAGGCAUUUCCUUCUUCUUUUUUGCCUUUAAUUUUAUUUUACAAAAGUGCCAAAGAUACCUUGGCAAACACACAAAACAUCAGGAUACUCUCAGAACAAUAUAUGUGCACAUGAGCUGGACGGAUUAUAUUUUGUCCUUAUAUCUAUCAAUGGAUACCAGAAAUCUCCAGCCCUAUUUGAAAGCUAUACCUUGCUGCAAGACCAAUAUUUGGUGCAAGACCAAUGAGUAGCCAUGCCCUGAACUCACAAGCCUCAUGUGCUCACUAGCCUUGCCCCUAGCACCCACCCCUUAUUUGUGGACGCCAGUGGGUAGGGCUAAUCUGUACUUUUGAAUAGGAGAGAGGUGGCAAACCAUUUUUUUUUGUAAGCCUAAAGGCCACGUGGCAUGGUGGGUUAAACCACAGAGCCUAGGACUUGCCGAUCAGAAGGUCGGCGGUUCGAAUCCCUGUGACGGGGUGAGCUCCCGUUGCUCGGUCCCUGCUCCUGCCAACCUAGCAGUUUGAAAACACAUUGAAGUGCAAGUAGAUAAAUAGGUACCGCUCCGGCGGGAAGGUAAACAGCGUUUCCGUGUGCUGCUCUGGUUCGCCAGAAGCGGCUUAGUCAUGCUGGCCACAUGACCCGGAAGCUGUACGCCGGCUCCCUUGGCCAUUAAAGCAAGAUGAGCGCCGCAACCCCAGAGUUGGCCACGACUGGACCUAAUGGUCAGGGGUCCCUUUACCUUUAAAAGCAGCGUUCCCUUCGGAGCGUGCCAGUGGUGUGAGAGGCAAAAGUGGGCAGAGUCAUGCAUCUAAGUUUAACAUCUCUAAAACAAGCUGGCUUCUACUUGUGCACUGCCCUCUCUCUCCCCAUCCUGACAAGCAAGAGGCAAUAUCAGAGUACCAGGACUUGUUCCAGCCAGGCAAAAGCAUUCCAGGAGGAUGCAAAACAGGGCUGGUGAGCGGUGUAGCCUGGGGAGAGUCCGGAGGGCCUCACACGGGACGGCUGCACUGGGUGGAAAUAAUCGUGCAUAUGAGUUUGCAGAGUUCCAAUCCUUCUUCCCUUGGCCUUUCCUUGGCGUACAUGGCAACCAAAAUGGUCAAAGGCCUGGAAACGAUGCCUUAUGAGGAACGGCUAAGGGAGCUGGGCAUGUUUAGCCUGGAGAAGAGGAGGUUAAGGGGUGAUAUGAUAGCCAUGUUCAAAUAUAUAAAAGGAUGUCACAUAGAGGAGGGAGAAAGGUUGUUUUCUGCUGCUCCAGAGAAGCGGACACGGAGCAAUGGAUCCAAACUACAAGAAAGAAGAUUCCACCUAAACAUUAGGAAGAACUUCCUGACAGUAAGAGCUGUUUGACAGUGGAAUUUGCUGCCAAGGAGUGUGGUGGAGUCUCCUUCUUUGGAGGUCUUUAAGCAGAGGCUUGACAACCAUAUGUCAGGAGUGCUCUGAUGGUGUUUCCUGCUUGGCAGGGGGUUGGACUCGAUGGCCCUUGUGGUCUCUUCCAACUCUAUGAUUUUAUGAUUCUAUGGAAUUGCUGUCUUUGCAGAGACUGGUCCUGUUUUAAAGUGCCUUUAGCCGAGACUCCCUUCCCCAGCAAAGUGUGACAAUCAGCAUCUAUUUGAAUUUAUUAGCAUAAUUAUUUAAAGGUUAAUGAAGUGUUUUACGGGGUAAUUUCAACCUGCUGUUUCCUUGCCUUCCCUGGCGUAUCCGCUGGCCCUGUAGAAAGGCAGCAAUUGGAAGCACCCGCCCGCAUCGUUUGGCCCCUGACUCCCGCAAUCUGAGCGAACCAUUGUCAUUUCAUCAGCUCUUAUCGGGCGGGGGAUUUUGGCUCCUGAACGUGCAAAGUACACGGCUGACUCCAGUUUUGCAGGGAGUGUCCCCUUAUUCUCCAGCUGAUUCUGCUUCUUCCACCCAGUAGCCCUUUAAUGAAUCUUAAGAAGGUGGGCAGGUGUGGCGGACUCCCUGGUCCUGAAUGGGGUAACUGUGCCCCUGAAGGACCAGGUGUGCAGCCUAGGAGUCAUUUUGGACUCACAGCUGUCCAUGGAGGCACAGGUCAAUUCUGUGUCCAGGGCGGCUGUCUACCAGCUCCAUCUGGUACGCAGGCUGAGACCCUACCUGCCCGCUGUCUGUCUCACCAGAGUGGUGCAUGCUCUGGUUAUCUCCUGCUUGGACUGCUGCAAUGCGCUCUGCACGGGGCUACCUUUGAAGGUGACCCAGAAACUACAACUAAUCCAGAAUGUGGCAGCUAGACUGGUGACUGGGAGCAGCCACCGAGACCACAUAGCACCAGUCUUGAAAGACCUACAUUGGCUCCCAGUAUAUUUCCGAGCACAGUUCAAAGUGUUGGUGUUGACCUUUAAAGUCCUAAAUGGCCUCAGUCCAGUAUAUCUGAAGGAGCGUCUUCACCCCCAUCGUUCUCCCCGAACACUGAGGUCCAGUUCCGAGGGCCUUAUGGCGGUUCCCUCACUGUGAGAAGCCAAGUUACAGGAAACCAGGCAGAGGGCCUUCUCGGUAGUGGUGCCUGCCCUGUGGAAUGCCCUCCCAUCAGAUGUCAAAGAGAACAACAGCUACCAGACUUUUAGAUGGCAUCUGAAGGCAGCCUUGUUUAGGGAAGCUUUUAAUGUUUGAUGCAUUACUGUAUUUUAAUAUUGUGUUGGAAGCCACCCAGAGUGGCUGGGGAAACCCAGCUAGAUGGGCGGGGUAUAAAUAAUAAAUUAUUAUUAUUAUUAUUAUUCAUCAAAAUUCUGGACAUCGCCAUCUGUGUGCAAAGCUUAUCUAUUCCAUUUGUACCAUUUGAAUUUGCUUGAUUUCUCCUGCUCUGGAGGGCAGGACUCAAACCAGUGGCUUUAAGUUACAAGAAAGGAGAUUCUGGCUAAGUACCAGGAAGAACUUUCUCGCAGUAAGAGCUAUUCGAGAGUGGAAUGGUCUUUGGGAGAUUGUGGACUCUCCUUCCUUGGAGGUUUUGAAGCAGAGGUUGGAUGGCCAUCUGUCAUGGAUGCUUUAGCUGAGAUUCCUGCAUUCCAGGGGGCUGGACUAGAUGAACCUUGGGGUUCCCUCCAACUCUACGAUUCUAUGAUUCUUCCCCCACCUUUCUUCCAAGAACCUCAAGGUGACGGUUAUAGUUCUUUCCCAGCCACCCCUCUCAACAACCCUGUAAGGUGGGCUAGGAUGGGAGAGAGAGUCACUGGCCCAGGGUGAAUUUUGAUGGUUGGGCAAGGAUGUUUCUAUUUAAAAAAAAAAGUUUUUAUGAACAAUUUCAACAUAAGAAUAUAUCAAAACAUAUAAUACUCAUUAUUUCCCCCCCUUUCCCCCCACUCCCCAUCAAACCCUCCCUCCCCCCUGAGACUUCCCUCAGCUCCUCUCUCUGAUUUCUCAUCACAUGUUGUUCUCUAAAUAUUAUAAAAUUAUAUCGAUCCUUAUAUUAUGUAUCUACCAUGUUAUCAAUCAGUAAGUUUGUGUAUGUUUAUUCAAAAUCUGCCAAGGAGUCCAAUUCAUCUUGUUGUCUUUUAAAAUACAGUGGUACCUCGGGUUACGUACUUAAUUUGUUCCGGAGGUCUGUUCUUAACCUGAAACUGUUCUUAACCUGAAGCACCACUUUAGCUAAUGGGGCCUCCUGCUGCUGCCACGCUGCCGCCGUGCGAUUUCUGUUCUCAUCCUGAAGCAAAGUUCUUAACCUGAGGUACUAUUUCUGGUUAGCAGAGUCUGUAACCUGAAGCGUCUGUAACCUGAAGUGUAUGUAACCCGAGGUACCACUGUACUUUGUAAAAAGUUCCUAUUCUUCUUUAAAGUGACAGUUGUCCUUAUCUCACAGUUUGUAUGUCAGUUUAGCCAAUUCUGGGGCAAGGAUAUUUCUCCGGUCCCAGGGUCUGAUGCCAAAAUCAUUGUUAAAUGUGGGGUGAUUGCAGGCUGGACAGCGCCUGCCACCCCACUACCUGGGGAUGAAUUGGCAAAGUGAGAAAAAUAGAUCACAAGGAGGGGGGCUGCAAUAUCCUCCUCCCCCAAUCCUCCAAACGCUUUCUGCCCUGACCUACACCAGAGUGACACCAGAAUUAUCACGCAGGACAGUGACCUCGAUAGUCUUGCUCAGUUAGUUUCAAUAUACCGUACUUUUCAGUGUAUAAGACUAUGUUUUUUUCUUUAAAAAGCAUGCUAAAAAAUGGGGGUCGUCCUAUACAUGGGUAGUGCAUAGGUUGGACGUUUAAUCGGUUGCUGCCAAGGCGGUCAACGGCUGUUGUGCGUAUUAUUGGUUGCUACAUCAAUGGGUGGUGUUGAUUGGCUGGCACUCCUGCAAUUGGGGGGGGGGGGAAUUGGCAGCUUCUGCCGGCGAUGGGACAGACAGGAGGCGGACUUAUUGAUGCGUGCAGGUGAGCGAUUUUCAGCAGUCCCCCCUAAAAAAAGCUCAACAACCCUGGGCAAUACUCUGCAAAAAAGCUGAACAACUCUGUGCCCUCUCCCCCCAUUUUAUUAAAUUUGAGUCCCCACAAAUAGGGGGUGUCUUAUACAUGGCGGUGUCUUAUAGACAGAAAAGUACGGUAGUUUCAUCUUGCUCAGUUGAAAUAUCUGGCAGGAAUUGUGGGCUUCUCAGGCAAUGGCUGUGUUUGAAAAUGAGGGUGGCAGAAAACAGGGGGACAUCCCAACAGAAUGACAAUAAUUUAUUUAUAUGCUGCCCAUCUGGCUAGGUUGCCCACAAAGGAGCCCACAGCUUCUGGUGAAGCAGAUUGGUGGUGAUCAUUACCUUGUAGGCCAGUGCAGAACAUUGUCAAGUACAUUUUCUUAAAAGCUAUAAUUAAGGAAGCAGCCGUUCUUGUCCUGCUGCCUAUUUAGCAUGCAACUGAGUGCACACGUGGGUUUGAUGGUGAUACUGGAGAGCUGUGGAAAAAUCGGCAGGACUUUUGCGAGGAAGCUACCCCCAGCUCCGAUGGAGCCCAAAUCUAUCAGCUACAUACUGGAACUUCCCUUUGAAAGUAGCAAAGCAGUUAAUAUAGAUUUUAAUAACUGGUAAAAACUCUGGAAGAGCGAUCGGACGUUUACAGCAUGUUAUUCCUUGAAGGAGAACUACUUGAAAAUGAUUUACAGGUGGUAUUUAACUCAGAGUAGGCUUGCUAAGGGGGACGCGGGUGGCGCUGUGGGUUAAACCAAAGAGCCUAGGACUUGCAGAUCAGAAGAUUGGCGGUUCGAAUCCCCGCAACAGGGUGAGCUCCCGUUUCUCGGUCCCUGCUCCUGCCAACCUAGCAGUUCGAAAGCACGUCAAAGUGCAAGUAGAUAAAUAGGUACCGCUCUGGCGGGAAGGUAAACGGCGUUUCCGUGCGCUGCUCUGGUUCGCUAGAAGUGGCUUGGUCAUGCUUGCCACAUGACUCGGAAGCUGUACGCCGGCUCCCUCGGCCAAUAAAGCGAGAUGAGCGUCGCAACCCCAGAGUCGGUCACGACUGGACCUAAUGGUCAGGGGUCCCUUUACCUUUACCUUUUAGGCUUGCUAAGAUGUUUAAGACUGAAUCAGAUAAGUGCUGGAGAUGCAAUGAGGUAGAGGGAAUGUUCUUUCAUAUGUGGUGGACCAGUAAAAGGGUAAAACAGUAUUGGGAAAUAAUUUACAAUGAAUUGAAAAAAAAUGUAUAAAAAGCACUUUUCAAAACAACAACAGAUCUCUUUUCGUUGGGGAUAAUUCAGAUGGAAAUUCCCAGGUCUCAAAAAGGGUUAUUUGUGUAUGCCACUACUGUGGUCCGUGUUUUGUUAGCCCCAAAAUGGAAAACGAGCAAGGUCCCAACUAAAGAAGAAUGGCAGCUUAAACUGAUGGAAUAUGCACAACUUGCGGAUCUAACUUAUAGAAUAAGAGAACAAGAAGAACCUUCGUUUAAAGAAGAUUGGAAAAUGUUUAUUGAAUAUGUGGGGGAAAGUCGUGUACACUAGAAAACGUUGGCAGCAUUCAGAUAAAUUCAACAGUGUAAAUAAGUUUUGAUGAAUGCAAUAAUGGAAAACUGAAUUGUAUAGUUUAUAUAAAAUAUGCAGGGAUUUAUGUUAUGCAAAAUGAACCAUGGAAAGAGAAGAAGGGAAGUCAGUGAUAUUUUAAAGUUGUUUAAAUGAAUAUUCUAAAUUGUAAAACAGAAAAUUUAAUAAAAAUUAUAGGUAGAUGAUAGAUAGAUAGAUAGAUAGAUAGAUAGAUAGAUAGAUAUAGAUAGAUACAGUAGAUGGAUAGUAGCAAAGCAGAACAUCUUGCACAAAUUUUGCAGGAAUAUUUCCAUACAUCUUGAAUGGGAUGCCUGUUAGGAUCUCCUUGUCUAAAGUGAGAUCUGGUAUGUGUGCAUAUGACCUUGUGGCAACCCAGUGGAUUUAUCUGUUUCCCUUCAGAGACAUUUCCCUCCUUUGCUUCCCAUCAAUGGCAUUGACAGAGACUUUACCAUCUUCUCCCUGUUUUCUCCUUUCCAGGUCAACACCUCCUGUUUCCUGCUGUGGCUCUCUGGGUGACAGUAGGAUUGGCCAUCUGCCUUGUCAUCCUCCUGGUUGCCCUGGCGUAUGUGUGCCAGAAGAAAAUUCGCCAGAGCUGCAAAGAAGAGAGAGAGAGAGCUGGUAUACAUAAAUAUAAUCAAAGUGAAAGAAUGUCUUUGUGCAAGUCCCCAUUGGAGGGUUUGUAGCGCUGCGUCACAAACCUGGGUUUGCAUGAAGACAGGGCAGGGCAGGGGAGCAAAAGUGACAGCGUGGCAUGGGACCAAGAAGGAAGAGACACCAAGAAAAUCUAUAAUAAUAAUAAUAAUAAUAAUCCUACUGAAAAAGAGGGAUGUGGUUGGCGCUGUGGAUUAAACCACAGAGCCUAGGACUUGCCGAUCAGAAGGUCGGCGGUUCGAAUCCCCAAGACGGGGUGAGCUCCCGUUGCUCAGUCCCUGCUCCUGCCAACCUAGCAGUUCAAAAGCAUGUCAAGGUGCAAGUAGAUAAAUAGGUACCGCUCCGGUGGGAAGGUAAACGGCGUUUCCGUGUGCUGCUCUGGUUCUCCAGAAGCGGCUUAGUCAUGCUGGCCACAUGACCUGAAAGCUGUAUGCCGGCUCCCUCGGCCAAUAAAGCGAGAUGAGUGCCACAACCCCAGAGUCGGCCACGACUGGACCUAAUGGUCAGGGGCCCCUUUACCUUUACCUUACUGAAAAAGACAGAAAAAAAGAAAAAAAGAAGGAAGAGACACUGAAAUUGUGGUUUAAAACAACGGGAGAAGUUUGAGUAAAGUACUAUGGGAUAUUUGAGGUUGCCACAUCCUUUAUCUCCUGCACAUGAGACAGCUGAGGAAUGGAAGAUGCAGAAGUUCUGAGUACAGCAAGUUGGGAAAGAUGCUGAAAGGAGAGAAAAAGAGGAUGUUUUAAACAAGAGCAGAGGUUUGAGUAAAGCAGGGAUGGAAGGACACCGAGAGGGGGAAAUGGUGAUUUUUAAAAGUGGCAGAUGUUUAAUAAGAGCGAGCAGGGGAUGAAAGUGGCAAUUUAAAGCAAGUUUUUAGUACAGCGAGAAGGGAGUUUGGAAAGGCUCUGUUGUGUUAGCUUCUUGGUGUUAGUUUCUGAGUUGUACCCAUCUCUGCUAUUUCUCGUUGCUAAAAGUGGCUUGUUUGCUUGUUAAAAAACAACCCCUCAAUGUUUCUGUAGUGUGGACCAGCUUUCUCCUGCCUGGUGUUACUAGACUACAACUGCAGUGCUAUUUUUCUGGGGGAAAAGAGGUGCCGGAACUCACAAUGAAUGCUUCCCUUAUUCUCUUAUAAUGGCAAUGAUGCCCACCUGAAGUUCUGGCUGGAAAAAAAGCCCUGCCAUUACCCCGAUCAUUGGCAGGGGCUGAUGGGAGUUGGAGUCCCACAACAACAGGAAGACCAUAUGUUCUCCAUCCUUGAUCUGAAUCUUAAUAGUAUCAGUGAGUCCAGUACUACACAGCUCCACCUGGCCUGAUAAUGGGGAUAUUUAACCACUGGAUGGCAGUGUUUGGUUUUUAUUUUUUAACCUUCCUUUUUGCACUUUUUUUUUCCAGCAAGAGAGGAACAGGAUGAAGGAGAAGGAUCCAAGACAGGUUAGUCAGAUUUUGUAUCUUUCUGGCAGCCCCAGAGCAAGAACUCUGGGGUGGGUCAUGUGCUAACAACUGUAGCUUGCCAAUUUACUCAUCCUGGCCAACGUGAACUGUGCAUGGGGGGAGCAGCCUGUUUCUGAUUGUAUGUUCUGGGCUGAAAAGUCUAAAAAAUAAUACAGUGGUAUCCUGGCUCUCAAACGCCUUGGUACUCAAACAACUUGGAACCCAAACACUGCAAACCCGGAAGUAAGGACACUGACAAACUGGAACGUGUCCAGAGGAGGGCAACCAAAAUGGUCAAAGGCCUGGAAACGAUGCCUUAUGAGGAACGGCUAAGGGAGCUGGGCAUGUUUAGCCUGGAGAAGAGGAGGUUAAGGGGUGAUAUGAUAGCCAUGUUCAAAUAUAUAAAAGGAUGUCACAUAGAGGAGGGAGAAAGGUUGUUUUCUGCUGCUCCAGAGAAGCGGACACGGAGCAAUGGAUCCAAACUACAAGAAAGAAGAUUCCACCUAAACAUUUGGAAGAACUUCCUGACAGUAAGAGCUGUUUGACAGUGGAAUUUGCUGCCAAGGAGUGUGGUGGAGUCUCCUUCUUUGGAGGUCUUUAAGCAGAGGCUUGACAACCAUAUGUCAGGAGUGCUCUGAUGGUGUUUCCUGCUUGGCAGGGGGUUGGACUCGAUGGCCCUUGUGGUCUCUUCCAACUCUAUGAUUCUAUGAUUCUAAGUGUUCCUGUUUGUGAACAUUUUUCAGAAGCCGAAUUUGCUCUGUUUUGAGUGCCAUACUUCCGUUUUGAGUGUUACGCUGAUGAUUUGAGUGUUACGAUUCUGAUUUGAGUGCCACACUUCCGUUUUGAGUGCUACGCUGAGGUCUGUUUGUUUUUGCUAUUUAUGUUGCGUUUUUGUUUUUGCGGCUUUUUUGUUUUGUUUUUGUGACUCUGUGGAAACCAGUUCAGCUACUGGUUGAUUGAUUGUGUGGCUGCAGUGCAUGGUUUAUUGCUUUCAUUUUAUGGAUCAAUGGUCUCGUUAGAUAGUAAAAUUCAUGUUAAAUUGCUGUUUUAGGCAUUGUUUUGAAAAGUCUGGAACGAAUCAAUCCAUUUCGCAUUACUUUCUAUGGGAAAGCUGCCUUGGUUUUGGAAUGCUUUGGUUUUGGAAUGGACUUCUGGAACGGAUUAAGUUUGAGAACCAAGGGACCACAGUAGUAGCAGAGCACUAGAUUGGGUCAAUAUUAUUCCUGCUGUUCAGGCUAGGGGUUCUGUUGAAUUUGAAGCUGGAGCAGCGCUAUAUUUUUCCUUCUAUCUUCAGUGUUUGGGCUAGGGGUGCUGUUGCAUAUGUGGCCAGAAUGGCACGACAUGUACAGCUUACUUCCAACACGGAGUGCUUUGAGAGCAUCACCACCAUGGUUGCAUGCCUAACUUGGGUGCCACGAGGAAGGGCUGUAGCUCAGUGGUAGAGCUCAGGCUUUGCAUGCAGGAGGUCCCAGGUUCAAUCCCCAGCAUCUCCAAGUACACCUCUUUAUUUUGCCUUUGACUGCUGAGAUAUAUACGACCUCGUCUGCACAAUGCAUUUAAAGCAAUAUCGUGCCACUUUAAAGAGCUGUGGCUUCUCCUGAAGAAUCAUGGGAAUCGGCUUGUUAAGGGUACUGUCAGUACACCCCUAUUCCUCCCCCACCGAACUACAACUCCCAGAAUGGUGUAACCAUCAACCCCUGUUCCCGGGGAAUUUCCGAGAACUGUAGCUCUGGGAAUAGGGGUUUCGUAACAACUCUCAACACCUUUUGCAAACUACAGUUCCCAGGAGUUUUUGUGGGGGGAGCCAGGACUGUUUAGAGUGUUAUGAUACUGCUUUAAGUGUGUGGUGCAGAUGGGGCCUGUAUUAGGAUGUACACUAUUCUUUUGACGUAAAUUUAACAGAUUUUAAUAGCGUCUCUUUAUAUGAUUGUAGCCCACCCUUGUUAAGGAAAACUUAGAAAUCCUAUAAAUCAGGGACGUCCAACUCCCAAUAGAGUGGGAUCUACUCACAGUAUAAAAAAAAAUGGCAGUGAUCUAACCAUUGCCGUAAAAAGACUGGCAGUGAUCUACCCAAAGUUGUGGAGCUUUUUUUAGUAAGCCAAAGUUUUUUUGUUUUUUGUAAGGAGAUUGUGCUAUAAAUGCACAAUAAAUAAGUGUGAUUGGGGGGAACUGUGUCUGAACCCUGGAGAGCUUCUGCCAGCCAAUACCGAUCUAGAUGGAGCAGGGGUCUGACUCUGUCCAAGUCAGUUUCUUAUGUCCCUCCCACCCACCGAUAUUGACUUGGAGCAGAGAAUUCCCUGAUGUGCUGCAGCAAGCUCUCAGCCACGCAGGCCUCUGAUAAACUGGAUUAUCAUUUUAAUAAAGUGUGAUAGCUGCACUCGGCUGUAAUCAAAUGGAUUAAUUAUAAGCCUGGUGAUUCCCUUUAUCUGCUUCUGAGCACAGCAAUAGACACAUUGCACAUAGAUUGCCUGGUUUCUAAUCUUUCCUUGAGAGUGCGGAGGCUUCAGGCAUCGUCGUCUACCUGUGUGACUGCGGUAUUCGGGGGGGGGGGGGAAGGGGAGGGAAGCAGGCAGUGAGGUUUGCAGAUUUGUCCCCCUCCUUUUGAGAAGUAGUCCUGUUGUGCUUCACAUCCACAUUAGGCAGCGGAGCACAAGGAUGCAAAUUGAGGGUCCAUAGCUCUGUCAAUUCUCUGGUUAGAAGGAUCUUCAGGUAGCAGGCGGAGGGAAAGACCUCUAACUGGGAGCUGCUGCCAGCCAGAGCAGGAAGCAGUGGUCCAAAGGGGCAAAUAGUCUGCCCCAGUGGGAGGCAGCUUUCUAUGUUCCUACCGGAUUCCAUUUUGAAACCUUAGCUUCUCGUUCUACUCCUGUGCACCAUGCAAUUCAUUACCUCGAAUCACAGGCGCUGCGUUGCCCCCAAGAUUGGGGGGCGGGGGCGGGUGUGUAUGUGAUGUCACCCGUGUAUGUGAUGUGUGUGUGAGAUGUCGCAUGAUGUCAGUACGUUUCUGAGCACAAUUCAAAGUGUUGGUACUGACCUUUAAAGCCAUGAAUGGCCUCGGUCCAGUAUAUCUGAAGGAGCGUCUCCACUCCCAUCGUUCUACCCGGACACUGAGGUCCAGCACCAAGGGCCUUCUGGCGGUUUCCUCACUGCGAGAAGCCAAGCUACAGGGAACCAGGCAGAGGGCCUUCUCGGUAGUGGCGCCCUCCCUGUGGAACGCCCUCCCACCAGAUGUCAAAGAGAACAACAACUACCAGACUUUUAGAUGACAUCUGAAGGCAGCCCUGUUUAGGGAAGCUUUUAAUGUUUGAUGUAUUACAGUAUUUUAAUAUUUUUUUGGAAGCCGCCCAGAGUGGCUGGGGAAGCCCAGCCAGAUGGGCGGGGUAUAAAUAAUAAAUUAUUAUUAUAUUAUUAUCUGCGUCUUCCAAUGCCAUGGAGACCAAACCGGUGCAGUCUAGCGGAAGGCUGCCCUGGCCUGCGUGGUGUCAGGAGACCCCUUUCCACUUUCUCCACCCCACAGAUAGUUUUGUGCCCCUCUAUCCUGCACUUUUCUGAACCGUUUCCAGCUCUAAAGCAGCCUUUCUGAGUUGGGUCUGGGGAGGGAGGGAGUCUGCUGUCUCUCCGGAGUAGGGUAAGACACACACGUUUGGGCUCCGCAAGAGUUGUAGACAGAAAGUCAUAUUCUCCACGAUUCAUGCUAGUCUGUUCAGUACAUUUGCUCAGCGUUACGCCCUAGGGCCUAAUAAUCUCAUGUGCUGUGCUCUCUCUUUCUCUUUCCCCCGACAGCUUUGCAGCCUCUGAAGAACACGGAAAACAAAGAAGGUAAAGGAAAGUUUCCCCUCAGUGGUUGCUACCCAUGUGUUGAGCUGCUUUGAAGUGAAAAGCAGCACGUUGCAGUCAAUGUGCAGAUUGUCACUUCCACAGGUCAAGCAUGAUACGCGCACCUUGGCAGAGCUAAUAACCCCCAGAUCUUUGACCUCUUUCUUUGUCUCCUCUUGAUGGUGGUGGUGAUUGCCCUCUCUGCCCCACUUGAUGCCAGGCAGGAGGCAUUGCCCUCUGUCUGAAUUGGCUUCAGUUGUCAUUGCAAAGCCAACUCAGAGUGAGAACGUAUUCCGCGUGGAACAUUUUCCGCGUGGUUUCAUUUCCUCCCUCCCUUUUCUUUCCAGACAUUGGAGAAGAAAUUGACUGA
This is a messenger RNA of Podarcis lilfordi (Lilford's wall lizard), 27418 nucleotides long. Lineage: Eukaryota; Metazoa; Chordata; Lepidosauria; Squamata; Lacertidae. The record is from the annotation of a GenBank genome assembly.